This is a messenger RNA of Daucus carota subsp. sativus, 2296 nucleotides long. RefSeq names its product transmembrane 9 superfamily member 11-like. Bases 177 to 2150 code for a protein of 657 amino acids. Gene Ontology annotation, cellular component: membrane. The transcript has a single exon. The record is from RefSeq and is a predicted model, not a curated record. Lineage: Eukaryota; Viridiplantae; Streptophyta; Magnoliopsida; Apiales; Apiaceae. Gene Ontology annotation, biological process: protein localization to membrane.
CAAUCUUCUACCUAAAACACUUCUCUUUUUUUUUUUUUUAAUUUCAUCAAAAACUGCCACUAUUUUAGAUGAAUGAAUCUUGUUAAUCCAUUCAGUACUCAUACCCUGAUCAUUUUUUGAUUUUUCUACAUUCGGGUCUUCAAGAUUUUAAGCUGUCGAUUAGAUUUUCAGGACUUAUGGAUUUAUUUGAUCGGUUCAUGAAAUGUGCAGUGAUUUGUUGUCUGAUUGUCCCAUUUGUUGAUGCCUUCUAUCUGCCUGGUAGUUUUCCUCAUAAUUACAAUGUGGGUGAUCAGUUAGCUGUGAAAGUGAAUUCUUUAACGUCGAUCGAUACGGAGAUUCCUUAUCAGUAUUAUAGCUUGCCGUUUUGUAAGCCUUUAGAAGGUGUUAAGGACAGUGCUGAGAAUCUUGGGGAGCUUCUCAUGGGAGAUCGAAUUGAGAGUUCUCCGUAUAGAUUUCAGAUGUACACGAAUGCAACCGAGAUCUUCUUGUGCAAGACUGGUCCCUUGUCAGGGGAUCAGUUUAAGAUGUUGAAAGAAAGGAUUGAUGAAAUGUAUCAGGUUAAUAUGAAUCUUGAUAAUCUUCCGGCUAUUAGGUACAUGAAGAAGGAUAAUUUUAUUUUAAGAUGGACUGGUUACCCUGUGGGUAUCAAGAUUCAGGAUACCUAUUAUGUGUUUAAUCAUUUGAAGUUCAAGAUCUUAGUUCAUAAGUACGAGGAGACGAAGGUGGCUGGUGUUAUAGGGACAGGGGAUGGGGCAGAGCUGAUUACUACUAAUGAAAAAGGCGGUGAGGGGAGGCCUCGUGGUUAUAUGGUUGUGGGGUUUGAAGUGAUUCCGUGCAGCUUUCAGCAUGAUUUUAAGUUGAUUUAUAAGUCAAGUAUGUAUGAUAAGUAUGGUGCUCCUAUUCAGUGUGACCCGAAUACAGUUUCAAUGCCUUUGAAAGAAGGGCAGCCUGUUGCUUUUAGUUAUGAAGUUGAAUUUGAGGAGAGUGAUAUUAAGUGGCCUUCGAGAUGGGAUGCUUAUCUGAAGAUGGAAGGGGCUAAGGUGCAUUGGUUUUCAAUACUCAAUUCACUGAUGGUGAUUACUUUUCUUGCUGGGAUAGUGCUUGUGAUAUUUUUAAGGACUAUUCGUAGAGAUUUGGCUAGGUACGAGGAGCUUGACAAGGAGGCGCAAGCACAGAUGAAUGAGGAAUUGUCAGGGUGGAAGCUUGUGGUUGGAGAUGUUUUCCGGGCUCCAGAUAGUGCAGAGUUUCUUUGUGUAAUGGUUGCAGAUGGGUUCCGAAUUCUGGGAAUGGCAGUGGCCACAAUCUUCUUUGCUGCUCUUGGUUUCAUGUCUCCAGCUUCGCGUGGCGCCCUGGUUACAGGAAUGCUCAUGUUCUACAUGUUUUUAGGCAUUAUUGCUGGUUAUGUUGCUGUUUGGCUGUCAAGAACAAUCACCUGUGAUGCUUGUGGAUGGUUUUCUGUUUCGUGGAAAGUAGCUUGCUUCUUUCCGGGGGUUGCUUUUCUAAUACUCACCACACUGAAUUCGCUUUUGUGGGGAAGUCACAGCACCGGGGCUAUUCCAUUUACGACGUUUUUAGUUCUUCUUUUACUCUGGUUUUGCAUUUCAGUGCCCCUUACCCUUUUAGGGGGACUGCUUGGGACUAAGGCCUCACGUCUCGAAUACCCAGUCCGCACGAAUCAAAUUCCACGUGAAAUCCCAGCUCAAAGAUUCCCUUCAUGGGCUUUGGUUGUUGGAGCCGGGACACUCCCUUUUGGAACUCUCUUCAUCGAGCUCUUCUUUAUCAUGUCUAGCAUUUGGCUUGGCCGUGUCUACUAUGUUUUCGGGUUUCUCUUUGUGGUUGUAAUUCUUUUGGUGGUGGUCUGUGCUGAAGUGUCUCUAGUCCUUACUUACAUGAACCUCUGCGUCGAAGAUUGGAGAUGGUGGUGGAAAUCUUUCUUUGCUUCUGGUUCUGUUGCCCUCUACAUAUUCCUCUACUCCAUUAACUACCUUGUUUUCGAUCUCAAGAGCCUUAGUGGACCUGUCUCGGCUACUCUCUACUUAGGCUAUUCACUCUUCAUGGUCAUCGCCAUUAUGCUUGCAACUGGCGCCAUUGGAUUCCUAACUUCAUUCCUGUUUGUGCAUCGCCUCUUUUCAUCCGUAAAGAUAGAUUAAACGCUUGAGUUUGCUUCACAUAUGUAGUGUUACCAGUAAGAAGUGCAAUCCUGAUUUUACCUUCAAUUGUCUGCUAAUACAUCUGAUAUAUGUGGUGCUAUCAGGGUACCUAUGAAUUGAAUAAAGCUCAUUGAAUUUAUUAGUCU